ACUAAUCGUGUUCACUAUAGUUUUCAUUGAAUGUCUAAAAAAGAAAUACAUUUUGCCAGUUUACGACGUUUUUUCUCAACAAAAACGAAAUAGCAGAAAACGUUUAAAAAACAAGGUACUUAUUCGUAUUUCUUCCUGGUAUUACACGUUGCCUAACCCUGUCGAAGUACUUGUAUCCUUCUAAAAUAAUCCACAUCCAAUGGCAUGUAAGUAACACAUGCGUAACUAUAUUAACUAUGUGUAGGUACGAGUACUUAUAGUUUAAUAUUGAGUUUAAAAAGGAUCACAGGCAAUUAUUUUUAAACUUCGAAAUGUCGCUUGUCACCCGAAGAGCACCCUGUAGCCGCCGCAGGAACUAAGAAUCAUUAUAAGAUAUUCCAUCCACCGUCGCCUGGACCAAUCACCGCGGACGGUCCGCCAGCACCGCAUCUAGUCACACAGUUGUGCAGUGUUAGCAAUGGCGAGAGGUCAACUUGCUUGUGUGUUCGCGCUGAGUCUUUUGGGGAACGCUUUAUCUGUUCCUGUGGACGUGCCAAGACAUAGGAGAGGAUACAAUGACAAUGAGCUGGAUUCAGAUGAAUUUUCGCGGAGUGAUUUGAUGAGCACAGAUACCUCAGUAGAUGAGGCUUCAGUAGCGCCCAUCAAUCCGGCAGUCACCCUCCCACCCGUCUCCAACACCUACGAAGACAAACGGAAAGAGUUCCAAGCAGCAGAAUCCUUUGAUGACGACGAUGAUGAUUUCCCCGAGAUGCAGACCUCAUCGACAGGAGGUGGUGGGAGCAACAUCAUCAGUUUGUUGAACUUGGUGAAUGGGCUGUUCCCGUCAUCUGGAGGUGCUAACUUUCAGAGAAUACUUCGCAGUAUGCUUCGAGAGUUUAUAAGACGUUACCCACAACCACUGCUCCUACCUCAAAACAAGCUAAUACGAAGACAAGGAAUUUUUGAUAAUGAAAUCGACAUUGACGAAACGUUCGACUUGAGACCACCUCCUUUCCAAAGGCAAGAAAGCGAUGAGAAUGGUUCAACCAGCGACAGUAAUGUAUCAGAAACGAAAGAGUCAGAUAAUGAUUCAAACAGCGAUAGCAAUGUAUCAGAAACUAAAGAGUCAGAUGAACCUAAAAAAAGUCAGGAAAAAUCAGACGAACAUGAUUCUGAUGAAAGCAACGAAUCUGACGAAAACGAUGCUGGAGAAAGUUUAGAAGACGAUGACGGUGACGAUAAUGGGGACAAUAAUGCGUCUCAGCAAGACGAGGAUUCUAAGCCGGCGUCGAAUGGGAAUGGAGAUGAUAGCAAUGGCGAUAACGAUUCUGAUUAUGAUGACGAUGAGCCGCCUGGAGGCGGGGACGGACAAGGCGGCGGUAUCUUGGGAAUACUGGCUGGGUUGAGCGGUGAUAACGGCGAGUCAGAUCUGGGUUCUUUACUGGCAACGAUCAGUGGUAUUGUGGUGAAUCUCAGUGGUGACGGUAUAGAUCUGAACAGUCUCAUAGCGUCCGGGAUAGGACUGUUCGUGGGUCUGUUGUCAGAGGGCGAAGAGAACCCGGGCACCAUAAUAGCGCAGUAUCUUUUGACGUCUCUGGAGACUAUCACUGGAGGUGGCGCAAAAAAUAACGGAGCAUUCUUUGGAAAAUUCUUAUCUAAACUAAUUAGCGGAACUAGUGCGGGCGAGGCUCCCGAGGGAGCCUCAGACGAGAGCGGUGAGCAGCAAGGCCCAAAGGACUCCGCCGGGUUCAUAGCUAGCCUGCUCAUGGGGCUCUCAGGAGACAUGUCCAAAACCAGCUCGGCUGGAAGCUCCAAAUGGUGAUCUGGUUUCGUCGGUGUUGGUUCAUUUUCUUCGAAAAGUUAGACUAUGAUUGUAGGAGUAUCCUGGUUCCAACAGUGUAGUUUACGAACGUUGGCGAAGCAUUUUGUUGUCUGAUGAUAUUCCAUGGCUUGGCUUAUAAAAUAGUAGCAUUCCAAAACUUAGCAUUCUGAA
Molecule: messenger RNA, 1972 nt
Organism: Cydia pomonella (codling moth)
Lineage: Eukaryota; Metazoa; Arthropoda; Insecta; Lepidoptera; Tortricidae
Exons: 8
Coding region: 458-1801 (447 amino acids)
Source: RefSeq, a predicted model, not a curated record